Molecule: messenger RNA, 724 nt
Organism: Thlaspi arvense
Lineage: Eukaryota; Viridiplantae; Streptophyta; Magnoliopsida; Brassicales; Brassicaceae
Source: the annotation of a GenBank genome assembly
CCAGAAUCCAACACUUUUUCUUUUUACGGAAUCAAUCUAUGUCCUUUCUCGCCUUCUGCCUUCUUCUCCGAUGCGAUUCAAUGAAUUCAAUGGAUUCUGCUUUGAAUCGGCUUUGAAUCGAUGUCUUCUCUUUCUCUCCCUCUAAUCUUUCUGCGAUUCCGGUCGAUGUUCAUCACAAUCUCUCCGAUAAACAAUAUGAGAAGCAGAAAAAUGUUGUGCUUGAAGGGAACGAUGCCGUCAAGUGGAAAGGUCCGCUAACGAGUUCGGUGAAGGCACGCUUCACAUCAAGGUUAACUUCUUGCAAGCACUUGCGGUUUGCCUCUCGCUCUGUCCUCAAACAAAACUUGUUGAUGAGUCUGUCAACUCUCCAUUGCGAGAGAACUAUGGCGAUAAGAUGUUGAGGAUGCAGAGGACCAUAUUGUUAACAUACAAGCACAAGACUCACUCAGUUGACUCUGAUGGGAGGAUCGUCUCCAAUGCAGACAUUAAUUUCUACAUCAACAAUGUCGUGGAUCUCUCUGUUUCGUCGUGGGAAGACGAUAAGAGGACCACGCGGUUCUCAUCGCCACGAACAGCGGCUAGAAUUCGUGGCCGGGUUCGGGACAGCGAGCUGAACGAAUCCGUGAAUCGUUGGUCGCGGAUUGUGGACAACCAUUCCUUGGAUACACAUUGGAACCUCUUGAGAGAUUUAGCCGGCAAUCUCGUGAGGGAUAUGAUGUGUUAA